Emiliania huxleyi CCMP1516 is the source of this 2370-nucleotide messenger RNA. RefSeq lists its product as hypothetical. The record is from RefSeq and is a predicted model, not a curated record. The annotation marks the transcript as partial. The transcript has 5 exons. Gene Ontology annotation, molecular function: ATP binding; ABC-type transporter activity; ATP hydrolysis activity. Gene Ontology annotation, biological process: transmembrane transport. Lineage: Eukaryota; Haptophyta; Isochrysidales; Noelaerhabdaceae. Gene Ontology annotation, cellular component: membrane.
GUCGCGCAGGCCGCCAUCGUGCCGCAACGCCCCUUCACCAUCGCCGGCACGAUCCUCGACAACAUCCUGCUCGGGAGGCGGCUCGAGCCGGACCUCCUUGCGGAGAUCCUCGAGGGGUGCGCCCUGCUCGACGACCUGGCGGCGCUGCCGCUGCGUGAGCACACCGAGGUGGGCGAGCGAGGCGUGACUCUCUCGGGCGGGCAGCAGCAGCGGAUCGCCAUGGCGCGCGCCCUCUACGGCCGCCCCUCCGUACUCCUCCUCGACGACCCGCUCUCCGCCGUCGACGCGCGCACGGCGUGCGUGCUCCUCGACGCCAUCGUCCGCUACGUCAAGCGCGGCUGGCUGGCGGAGCCCGAGGCCGGGCCGGUCGCGCGCGCCGCGCUCGUGUCGGCAUCGCAAGGCGGCCACCUGCACGCCUUCGACUCGCUCCUGCUCAUCGAGGGCGGCGCCGUGACUGCGCACGGCCCGCGCGAGGCGCUACUCGCCUCGGGGUCGGAGCUCACGGAUCGGCUCCUCGGCGCAGCAGCCGCCGCAUCGCUGGACGACCUUCCCGAGGCGAGCCGCUCGCCGGCCGAGGCGGCGGCAGCUCUUGCCAAGGCGGCCGAGGGCGCGUCGGCGGCCGGCGCGAAGGCUUCUGCGGCGCCGCCGGGCGGCGUCUCGCGGCUCACCACGGCGGAGAGUCGGCAGACUGGUGCUUUCUCCUCUGGCAUAUACACCACCUAUAUCCGCGCGCUCGGGACCGCGUCCGUCUGGUCCUACUUUGCGCUGCUCGUGCUCACCUACGGCACCUUUCUGCUCGCCGACUUGUGGCUCGUGCGGUGGUGGAUCGGCGACGCGGGGCCGGCUGUCGGGUUACCGACAGCGAGCCGGGCGGGCGUCUACUCAGGCUUGUGCCUCGGCUUCAUCGCGCUGAUCAUCGGCUCGUCCAUCUUCUUUACCGUCAUUUCGGUGCGCGCCUCGGCGGCGAUGCACCGCAGCACGCUCCGCCGCGUCAUCUACGCGCCGCUCGGCUGGUACGACAGCACGCCCUCUGGACGCGUCCUCUCGCGCUUCACCUCGGACCUGAACACGGUCGACAUCACUCUGAGCACAGACGUGGACAACCUGAUGCAUAUGGGCUUCCAGGCGGCCACGAUUUUCGGGCUGAUCGCAUCCACAACUUGGGUCCUCGCUGUCGUCGCCGCCGGCGUCUUUGCCGUCUUUUGCUUCGCCACUCUAGUCGCAGACCGCUCGAUACGCGAGCUGCGCCGCCUCGCAAACAACGCCGUCUCGCCAAUCAUGUCCAACAUCGCCGAAAUCAAGGUCGGGACGCCCCUCGUGCGGGCGAUGCGCCUCGGCUCCUUCUUCGCCGCCCGCCAGUCUGCAGCGAUUGGCGCGUGGGCUCGAUUCUCCUACCUCUCACGGGCGAUGCAGUCCUGGUACGCGCACGUGGGUGGCACCCUCGUCUUUAUCUUUGGCGUCGCCACCUUCUUCAUCAUCAUCGGGAAUCGCGCCUCGUUUGGGGUAGCGGAGGGCGGCCUCGCGCUCACGUACGCAGUUGUCCUCCCCUACUUCAUCAACCUCAUCUCCGAUAUGUUCGUUCAGCUGCGCACGUCCAUGGCGGCGCUCGAGCGGCUUCUGGAGUACUUGGAGCUGCCACAGGAGCCGCCGCACGAAUUGCCGUCCGACCCGCCGCAGGCCGACUUUCCAAAAGCGGGCGAGGUGGUCUUUCAGAGCCUCUGCCUGCGGUACCGGCCCGGGCUGCCGCUUGCGCUGGCUGACUUCUCGGCCACCAUCGCACCCCGGCAGAUGGCCGGGGUGGUCGGCCGAACGGGCACGCUUAGCACGCUUGUCCUCGCUCUUUUCCGACUGCUCGAGCCGGCUGCGGGCAGCAUCAUCAUCGACGGGCGCGAGACGGUUUCGCUCGGUUUGCCUUUGGCGCCAAAGCUCGUCGCCGCCUCGCAGGAUCCGGUGCUACACCAGGGCACCGUCGCGCACAACCUCUGCCCCUUUGGAACAAAGAGUGACGAGGAGCUGGCGUCGGCGUUGGUGCGCGCGCGGCUCCCCGCGGACCUCCUCGGCACGCACGUCGCCAAGAAUGGCUCGAACCUCUCCUCGGGCGAGCGGCAGCUCCUCUGCUUUGCGCGCGCGAUGCUCGAGGAGACGCCGAUCCUCGUGCUCGACGAGGCCACGAGCAACCUCGACGAGAACUCUGACGCGGCGAUGCAGGAGCUGCUCCGCGAGGAGUACGCGGCAAAGACGGUGAUCACCAUCGCGCACCGCCUCCUGACAGUCGCCGACUACGACACCCUCCUCGUGCUUGGUGGCGGUCGCCUGCUCGAGCAGGGGUCGCCCGCAACGCUGCUCAACGACCCAGCAUCGGUGCUCAGC